CUAAACAAUGAAUAUCGGCUCCGCAAAGCUACGGCAAAUGAGCCUGGAAAAAUAAAUGCAUUAUAAAAAAAAAUCUCAUUGGUCUUUUUACACAAAUAGCUAUCUACAUUCACACGAAAUCGUCUACCGUGAUUUGAAGCUGGAGAAUCUCUUGCUGGACAAAGAUGGUCACAUCAAAAUAGCCGACUUUGGCCUCUGCAAGGAACAGAUCACCUACGGACGCACUACGAAGACUUUCUGUGGCACACCGGAAUACCUAGCGCCCGAAGUGCUGGAAGAUAACGACUAUGGUCUCGCCGUGGAUUGGUGGGGUACCGGGGUGGUGAUGUAUGAAAUGAUGUGUGGAAGGCUACCAUUCUACAAUCGUGACCAUGAUAUUCUGUUCACGUUAAUUCUGAUGGAAGAGGUUAAAUUUCCCCGAAAUAUCAGUCCCAACGCGAGAGAUCUGCUUGCCGGUCUACUGAUGAAACAACCUAGAGACCGUCUCGGUGGCGGACCGAAUGACGCCAAAGCGAUCAUGGUGCAUCCGUUUUUCUCGAGCAUUAACUGGACCGAUCUUGUGCAGAAACGUAUACCGCCUCCCUUCAAACCGCAGGUAUCGUCCGAUACUGAUACUUGUUACUUUGAUUCGGAAUUCACCGGCGAAAGCGUUGAGCUGACACCACCGGACAACGCUAGGCCUUUGGGGGCUAUCCAAGAAGAACCACAUUUCUCACAGUUCAGCUACCAGGAUAUGGCAUCUACUCUGAAUACGCCGUCGUUUAUCAACAACUCGAAUAGCUACGUAUCGAUGCAGUGAAACCGUCGAGCGGAUGAUGAAGCUGUGUGCUACAAUCGACUCGGCAGUAAACGCGACUUAUGCUCUUCGGGGUAUCCAAAAUCGCUAACACCAUCGCAUGUAGGAACAAUACAUGGGAGUAAGCGUUUCUGCCGUCGCAAAGCGUUCGGAAUCGUGUGGAUUUGCUACGUAAACCAGGUGGACCUUUUCGCGUUGAGAUUUUUGUUUUGCAGUUCGGGAGUGAUAAGAGGUCAAAGUGCAGAAUUACUUAGUUACGGUAACACAAACAAGCAUAGGUUUUGAAUAGCAAAGCAGAAGCGUCAAUAGCUACUACAACUACUGUCAAAUAUUACCGACAACUACAACACCACAGAGGAUGAGACAAUGGUCCUGAAACGGGCCGAACCCGCAGCAAAGCAAAGCCCAGCAAUAGACCGGUUUAUUUUCAGGUAACGCUAGCCACAACCACAAAACAAACACGAAACAGGUGCAAUCGCAAAGCGGUCACAUUCACAAUAGGACCCAGCAAUAGCCCGGAUGUUGAAACACAACCGGAAGGCUUUUGAAGCCCAGUGUUGAAUCAACAAACUAACCCAUUCCAUACUCCCUUCAUUCGAUGACGAAAAACAAAUCCAACAAAACCAUUCUAUAGCUACACGCAUAUGACGUAUAAAUUAGAAAACAAAACAUAACAAACCAUACACAACCUCCC
Molecule: messenger RNA, 1490 nt
Organism: Ochlerotatus camptorhynchus
Lineage: Eukaryota; Metazoa; Arthropoda; Insecta; Diptera; Culicidae
Product: RAC serine/threonine-protein kinase-like
Exons: 2
Coding region: 56-799 (247 amino acids)
Biological process (GO): protein phosphorylation
Cellular component (GO): nucleus; cytoplasm
Molecular function (GO): protein serine/threonine kinase activity; ATP binding
Source: RefSeq, a predicted model, not a curated record